This is a messenger RNA of Stegostoma tigrinum, 3124 nucleotides long. It is a transcript of the gene trappc9, whose product is annotated as trafficking protein particle complex subunit 9. Lineage: Eukaryota; Metazoa; Chordata; Chondrichthyes; Orectolobiformes; Stegostomatidae. The coding region runs from base 291 to 2774 and encodes 827 amino acids. The transcript is spliced from 17 exons. Gene Ontology annotation, cellular component: trans-Golgi network. The record is from RefSeq and is a predicted model, not a curated record.
UAAUGGGGCGGGGAAAAGGCCAACCGUCACGCCGCGCGUGAGGCUGACCUGUGCCAUCAUGCGCAUCCCCGAUCUUGAGUGAUAGGUGCGCUCGUGACCGAGCCCGCUGAGUCCGAAUGUGAUGGCAUGAGCCUGCUGGCCAAUUACAAACUGUAAGGGACAACGACUUCCUGACUCGGCCGGUAGCGCGCCUGCUUACAGCCCCGGCAAACUUCUGACAGCUGUGGGGGUGGUUGCUCAUUUCUUACGGAUUUCGCUCAGCUGUUUGCGAGGAUUUCAUUUGAUGGAGAAUGAGUGUCCCUGACUAUAUGCAGUGUGCUGAGGACCACCAGAGUCUUUUGGUCAUCGUGCAACCUGUGGGAAUUGUACCAGAAGAACAAUUCUUCAAGAUUUACAAAAUUAUAGCUGCUGCCAAUCAGAUUAAUCUUCGAGAUUCACAACGCAUUCUGUAUAUUCGUUAUAGACACCAUUAUCCUCCUGAAAAUAAUGAAUGGGGAGACUUUCAGACUCAUCGGAAGGUUGUAGGGUUAAUAGCUAUCACACAAUGUUGCAAUGCAAAGGAUUGGCCACAGACAUCAGAGAAAUUUCAUCUGCAGAAAGAAAUUUAUGGUUCUACACUGUAUGAUUCGAGGUUAUUUGUCUUUGGACUGCAGGGGGAAAUUGCUGAGCAACCUCGUACUGAUGUUGCAUUUUAUUCUAGUUACGAUGAAUGUGAAACCAUAGAGAAGAAAGUGGAAGACUUUAUUGAAUCAUUAUUCAUUGUUUUGGAAUCCAAACGCCUUGACAGAGCAACGGAUAAAUCAGGAGACAAAAUUCAAUUACUGUGUGUGCCAUUUGAAAAGAGAGAUUUUGUAGGCCUAGAUACAGAUAGCAGACAUUAUAAGAAGCGUUGCCAGGGCAGAAUGCGGAAACAUGUUGGUGACCUUUGUUUGCAAGCAGGCAUGCUGCAAGAUGCUCUUGUGCAUUACCAUAUGGCUGUCGAACUUCUUCGAUCUGUGAAUGACUUUCUCUGGUUGGGAGGUGCACUGGAGGGUUUGUGCUCAGCUUCAGUAAUUUACCAUUAUCCAAGUGGUACUGGGUCAAAACCUUCAAUUCGCAGAGCUAAUAAUAUGUGUUUGCCAUCAGAGGCUGGCAAGCGACAUCGACAUGGGGCACAGGAAGUUCUCAUUGAUCCAGGUGCAUUAACUACAAAUGGAAUCAGUGCAGAUACUAGUACUGAGAUUGGAAGAGCGAAGAACUGUCUAAGUCCUGAGGAUAUUAUUGACAAAUACAAGGAAGCCAUUACUUAUUUCGGCAAGUACAAAAAUGCUGGUGUGAUUGAACUGGAAGCUUGUGUAAAGGCAGUUAGGGUGCUUGCUGUUCAGAAGAGAAGCAUGGAGGCUUCCGAGUUCCUUCAGAAUGCUGUCUACAUCAACCUUGGCCAGCUUUCUGAAGAGGAGAAGAUUCAGCGAUAUAGUGUCCUUUCUGAGUUAUAUGACCUGAUAGGUUUUCAUCGUAAAGCUGCCUUCUUCAAGCGUGUAGCGGCAAUGCAAUGUGUGACACCAUCAAUAGCUGAACCUGGGUGGAGAGCUUGUUACAAGCUGCUGUUAGAGACAUUACCUGGAUAUAGCCUGUCAUUGGAUCCCCAAGACUUCAGCAAAGGAACUCACAAAGGCUGGCCAGCGCUACAAAUGCGGUUACUCCACGAACUUGUUUACGCUUCAAGACGAAUGGGAAAUCCUGCACUUGCAGUUCGCCAUCUGUCCUUCUUGCUUCAAACCAUGCUUGAUUUUCUCUCUGAUCAAGAGAAAAAGGAAGUUUCUCAGAGUUUGGAGAACUACACCACAAAAUGUCCUGGUACUAUGGAAAAUGUCACACUACCUGAUGGUGUGAAAUUACCUCCAGUUCCUCUCUCAAAACUUCCGAUGGUCAGGUCUGUAAAGCUCUUGAAUCUUCCACUUAACCUCCGCCCACAAAAAGUAAAAAACACACUCAGUCAGAGCACGUCCUCCAAGAGCCCUUUCAUUUACUCACCAAUUAUUGCACAUCACCGUGGUGAAGAAAGAAGUAAAAAAAUAGAUUUCCUGUGGGUGCAAGGAGACGUGUGUGAAGUUCAGUUGAUGGUCUAUAACCCCAUGCCUUUUGAACUGAGAGUGGAAAAUGUGGGACUCUUGGUUGCAGGUGUUGCAUUUGAAUCCCUCCCAGCUGCACUCUCUCUCCCUGCUGAAUCGGGCUUAUACCCAGUCACACUGGUUGGUGUUCCACGUACGUCAGGACAGAUCAAUGUAAAUGGUUACCAAACUUCUGUUUUUGGUGUGUCCAGCGAGUGUUUGUUAGACAAUUUGCCUGGGGUGAAAACUAAUGGCUGCACUGUUGAAGUUGUUCCAGCUUUACCACGACUACAAAUUACUACUACUCUGCCACGGUCUGCACACAUUCUGCUGCCAUCCUCAGGUGAUGAAGUAUCCAAUAGUGUAUCUAUUCAGUUGUUUAAUGGGGAAUUGCAACAGCUGACCAUCAAACUGGAGAAUAUUGGUUCAGAGCUUCUCGAAACAUUAGAGGUCUCUGCUAAGACCGUGAAUAAUAAAGAAAAACUGUAUGGUGACUUCCUGAGCUGGGACUUAGAAGAAUUGCGAGCACAAUUUCCACUUGAAUCUGGGAAGAUAGCUGUUUUUACAGUGAAUAUUCAAGUGAAAUUAGAUUUCUCCUGUCAAGAAAAUCUACUCCAGGACUUGAAUGAUGGUGGAGAAACGCAUCUUGGCCAGACAGCAACAGAAAUGAAGAGGAUUGGGUAAAUUGAUAGAUGGAAGGGAUAAUUUGGAACAACAACUUCUCAUGGGCUGAGGACUUGGAAAUUUUUAUUCUGGAGUGAAGUAAAUCAGUGGAACAGGAGUUAACAAAACAACUAAAUUAUUACAUUUUUCUUAAAGAAUCUACAGUAAAUGCAUCACAAUUGGUAAUAUUCUUGUGUAUAUUAUUGUGCUUAAUCUUUGAUUUGAGGAAACGUGUAAUAAGUCUUUCUGUUCUUGGAACUUAAUCAUUCUGAAACAAAUCAUGUGCUUGGUUUGCUACUUUGUAAUCAUUUGUGGCUAUCCACUGAUCCAAAGAAAACUACUUCUACACAUGUACAAUUUUGUUCUGAAAU